GUGCGUAGUGAAAAUCAAUACUUGCAAACUCAAAUCCGACGACAUUUUGCAACACAAAUCCCAAUUAUUGCUGUUGCUAAACAUCCCAUAGCAGCAAUCUUAUCUUUCACACUAAAGCCAUCGAACGAGCGCAAAUGGGAAAAUCUUCCACCAGAACGUCGUACACCUUCCGGCCAUACAUUCCGAUUCCAUCGAUUAGCAUUUAGAGGUGCUGAAGUUGCCAUCAAUCAAAAAUUCAACUACACUAGUGCAUAUGCAAUGGAUCCAAAUCAAACUGGUGUGACUUUAAAUAUACUCAUUACGCCGGAUAAUAAUGCAAAUUAUUGCGACGAGAAUGGGAUGAAGAUAUUAGGAAGAAUAAAUAUUGAUUUAUCAGACUCACGAGAACAAAAAAGAUUGAUGGGGCAAUCAAUAAAACGACAGGGAGGUUAUAUGAAUGCGUUUUCUGUCUGGAAUUUUAAUUAA
Messenger RNA from Racocetra persica, 465 nucleotides. NCBI's taxonomy places the organism in Eukaryota, Fungi, Glomeromycota, Glomeromycetes, Diversisporales, Gigasporaceae. The record is from the annotation of a GenBank genome assembly.